ACCAACAAUAAAGCAUCAACCUGAAUAACCAAAAAGUUUUUCCCCAAAGUCAAUAGUAAAAGAUACGGAUUCUGUUUUUUCCCCUACCCUGUUUGAACGCUGAUUUCUCAGUAACCUGAACUCCGAGAAAGUUCGAAUUUUUUGCGAUAGUUUUUUAAUCAUGGCUUUCAUCCUAUGUGAAAAUUUUCUUCAGAAAACGUUUAGUUUGGCCACAAUCUUCCGUCAAAGAUAAUACACUUUUGUAAUGUAGUUUUGUUCUAACUCAUACUUGUUUUUAAACUGUUUAUGGCUCGUUAAGAAGAUUGAAACUCUUGCUAUUUAAAGACAGAACAAGAAGAUUCAAUUUGUCAGUUCCCUUCAUCUUGAUCUUUCUCUCGUCAAACUUAAAAUGACUUUAUCUGUAUCUAUUUUGUUGCUUUCAAUACCCAUCAUUUCAAAUGGAUUCUCGUUGUCUCAUGAAAAGUUACAAUCGACUGCCCAAUAUUAUGACAAUGAAUUGACUUAUCAGGUCUGUGGUCGCGAUACUACCCCAGGAAAAGUGCCAUUCUACGCUUCUAUAGAAUUGCAAAAUCAAAAAUGGCAUUACAAAUAUUGUAGUGGUGUUUUGAUUGCAAAUCGAUGGGUCUUGACUUUGGGCUAUUGUAAACUCGGUUCUCGUGGAUCCAUACGAGUUGAUUUAGGUGACGAAUGGAACAACAAAACCAUUGCAGUUGAAAAAAUUUACAUGCAUCCUGAUUUCAAUCAAGAGAAAAACAAUAUCGCCCUUCUAUUAUUGAAAGAACCAGUUCAGUUCAGUAGGAAUAUUCAACCAAUUUGUUUACCAGAACCUGGACAAGAUGAAACUUUUUAUGGUCGCUAUGGGAAGGUUACUGGCUUCAAAAAACUAGAUCCAUGGGAGAGAAAAUUACCUUCAAAUAUGCAAAUAACCACUUCGCCGAUAAUUAGAUCCGAUGAUUGUGGUGAUUCAUACGCAAAAGUUGGGUGGAACAAAUCAAUCACUGAGUCGUUUAUGUGUGCUGGUUACUCUAAUGAUGUAAAAGAUGUAUUUAUUCCUCAUCUUGGCAAUUCAUUGAUGGUCAACGUUGAAAACAAUUGGAUACUCGCUGGAAUUUCAAUGUAUAAUGUACCUUGUCAGGAUGCUGUAUCACCCCGCAUUUAUCGUACAAGAUUCGUUAGAGUAGGAUUUUACUUGGACUGGAUUAAAAGAACAGUUUACUAAUUAUUACAUUUUUAACUUCUAUUUAUUAAAUGUAUUUUGAAAUUAUUUAAGUUUUCACCCUUUUUCUUUGGUGCAAUAAAUAUUAUUUUAAUGU
Messenger RNA from Tetranychus urticae (two-spotted spider mite), 1313 nucleotides. RefSeq names its product brain-specific serine protease 4. The record is from RefSeq and is a predicted model, not a curated record. Gene Ontology annotation, molecular function: serine-type endopeptidase activity. Lineage: Eukaryota; Metazoa; Arthropoda; Arachnida; Trombidiformes; Tetranychidae. Gene Ontology annotation, biological process: proteolysis.